This is a messenger RNA of Brenthis ino (lesser marbled fritillary), 423 nucleotides long. The record is from the annotation of a GenBank genome assembly. Lineage: Eukaryota; Metazoa; Arthropoda; Insecta; Lepidoptera; Nymphalidae.
AUGACGAGCAAACGUAAGCGCGAACGCGAGAACGAAGCUGAACGACAUGUGAAGCGUCAGCGGCGCCGCAAGCGGUCUCGUAGCGAGCCUUUGAUGAAUGACUCCGAUAAUGCAGAAAAACGUCAGGCACUCAAACGUUUGUUCGGAAGGAUUUGCUCCGUGGAGAUGGAAAAUGAGCAUCACGCUCCAGAUGAUGUGUUUGACAACACGAGCAACUACGAGCGGGAUGCCUACGGUGACGAGAACGAUGACCCAUUGCUGGACUCGGUGCCUGUGGACAUGGAUCCGGAACAGCUUGGCUUUCUGGUGUGCGCUCAGGAGACGCUUCGGUUCUUGCACGGUCGCGGGAUUCCUAUUGAGCACCCAGUGUUCUCUAGGUUGCGCUCGCGCCUCCUGCGCGGGAUUGGGGAGAUGGCGAUGGCC